Molecule: messenger RNA, 1423 nt
Organism: Ceratosolen solmsi marchali
Lineage: Eukaryota; Metazoa; Arthropoda; Insecta; Hymenoptera; Agaonidae
Gene: Paics
Product: PAICS bifunctional enzyme
Exons: 6
Coding region: 116-1375 (419 amino acids)
Biological process (GO): 'de novo' IMP biosynthetic process
Cellular component (GO): cytosol
Molecular function (GO): phosphoribosylaminoimidazolesuccinocarboxamide synthase activity
Source: RefSeq, a predicted model, not a curated record
GUCAAACACAAAAUUUACGUCAGAAGUACAAAACCGCUGAAGAGGUGAUAGGGAACACGCACGCGGACUCGUGAGUUUUACUCAGCAUUCGAGCGAUAGGCAUUUGAGAGAGAAGAUGGACGGUUAUAAGUUGGGCGAGCUUUUGAUCGAGGGUAAGACGAAGAAGGUGUACCAGCUCUUGGACAAUUCGGACCUCUGCUACGUUGAGAAUAAGGACCGAAUAACAGCUGGCGAUGGAGCCAAAGCUCACGAUUUGGAGGGCAAGGCUGCCAUUAGUAACUCCACCAAUGCCAAGGUCUUCCAGCUGCUCAAUGAAGUCGGCAUAAAAACAGCGUUUGUCAAGGUCGCAGGCGAAACGGCAUUCAUCGCCCGGAAGUGCGAGAUGGUGCCCAUCGAGUGGGUCACUAGACGACUCGCCACCGGCAGCUAUAUCAUAAGGAAUCAAGGGGUGCCGGAGGGUUAUCGAUUCAAUCCUCCGCUGAUGGAAACAUUCUAUAAGGACGAUGCCAAUCACGAUCCUCAAUGGUGCGAAGCACAAAUUAUCUCGACCGCAUUCAAGUGUAACGACAUGAAGAUCGAUAAGCAGGAAUACGACAUUAUGUUGCGUACGACCGUCGCCGUAUUCGAAAUUCUAGAAAGAGCCUGGUUAACGCGAGAUUGUACUCUCGUCGAUAUGAAGAUUGAGUUUGGCAUUGACGAAAACCAAGAUAUCCUCGUGGCCGAUGUAAUCGACAGUGAUUCUUGGAGAUUGUGGCCUAAUAAUGACAAGAGGCUAAUGAAAGAUAAACAGGUUUACAGGAAUCUAAAGACGGUAGAGCAGUCCGACUUAGAUAUAGUGAAACGCAAUUUUAAAUGGGUGGCUGACCAGAUGGACUUUCUCGUAUCAUCGCCAAGUGCGCACGUUAUUAUCUUGAUGGGCUCCCCGAGUGAUACGUCGCACAGUGAAUCGAUUAUUAAUCAUGCCCAAGCUUUAGGCUUAAAGGCCCAACUGAGGGUGUGCAGUGCCCACAAGAGUACAGAGGAGACGCUGCGCAUACUCUCGGAGUACGAGGGUAACGGUGAAAAAGUGGUGCUAAUUGCCGUGGCUGGUCGAAGUAACGGCUUAGGUCCCGUGCUGUCCGGCAACUCAGCAUUCCCUGUCAUCAAUUGUCCACCCGGCAAAACUGUAGACCUGGUGCAAGACAUAUGGUCGUCUCUCAAAAUUCCAUCAGGACUUGGAUGUACCACUGUACUCUACUCAGAAAGUGCAGCGUUUGCGGCCGCACAAAUUCAUGCUCUCCACAAUCAUUUGAUCUGGGCACGUUUGCGAUCCAAACAGCUUAACAACUUUAUUACACUGAAACUUACCGACACAAAGCUAAAAUAUAAAUACUGAUAAUAAUUUUACUAAAUCAUUACAGAUUUUUACAAAUUUCUUCAACAA